Messenger RNA from Schistocerca gregaria, 1425 nucleotides. RefSeq lists its product as uncharacterized. Gene Ontology annotation, biological process: detection of chemical stimulus involved in sensory perception of smell; sensory perception of smell. Gene Ontology annotation, molecular function: olfactory receptor activity; odorant binding. Gene Ontology annotation, cellular component: plasma membrane. The record is from RefSeq and is a predicted model, not a curated record. Bases 1 to 1425 code for a protein of 474 amino acids. The transcript is spliced from 8 exons. Lineage: Eukaryota; Metazoa; Arthropoda; Insecta; Orthoptera; Acrididae.
AUGCAGCCGGAGGCAGAGGACGUUGAGUGGUUGCUAGGCCCCGGGGCGACCCUGCGGCGCCUGGCAGGACUGUGGCGGCAGCAGCAGGACUACUCUGGCCUCCUACGGGCAGCUCUCACCCUGACCGCCGUCGCCCUGCUGCCGGCUUUCGUCGCCCUCAAGCUCACCAUGGACCCUCCUGACGAACUGGAAGAACUCGCAAUGUGUGGCUUUGUUGCCUUUAUCACCAGCGGAAUGUUGGUGAAGGCUGCGCUCUUCGUCCAUGGGGGACGCGCCCUGCGCCAGCUGGUGCAGCUGCUGUACUGGACCAGGGGACGCUACGGCAGUGGAAGAAGCGGCGACGCUACCAGGAGCCGCUAUCGGAAGCUGUCGGACCGCGUUUACUUCUACUUGCAGGCAGCAGUUGUGCCGGCCAUCAUAGGCUGGGUGGGUUCUCCACUGCUGUCCCACAGCGUGCUCCGGGGCGCAGAGGGCUCCAGCGACGCACGUCGGCAGCUGCCCGCGCCUGCGUGGCUACCUCUGGACAUCCAAGUGUCACCCACAUAUGAACUGCUGUACGCGAUGCUAUCAUUCUGCCUUCUGAUAGCUUCCGAGACUUCGGUCAGCGUCGACAGUUUCUUCAUUCACCUCAUGCUGAUGAUUUCUGCAGAAAUAGAGGUCUUAAGUCACAAUGUGUCAGCCAUGCAGAGAAUUCGUACGAAGAUUCCACAAUACAAGGCUGAGGAUUGGUGUUCCAGUGUACAAAUAAACAAUGAAACGCUGAAAUUUUCUCGCAGCCAGCAUUCCUUAAAUACUACGCUGAUAACAAAAGAUUUUUCAGAUGAGGAGAUAUAUUUCCAGCUCGUGAACAACGUUCGACAUCAUCAAGCGAUAUUUAGACUAGUUGCUGUUUUGCAGUCGUCAAUGACUGUGUCAAUAUUUGUACUGCUCUUCGUCAACAUGGCUAAUUUGUGUUCCAGUAUGUUUGUCACUGCAGUGUUGUUGCAGAGAGACAAGAACGUAACAAAAGCACUGAAGGCGCUGUUGGCAAUACCUCCGGUCCUAUACCAAACGGGAUUGUACUGCAUUUUCGGAAACAUUAUAACAGAUCAGGUAAGUGACCAUGAGCUUCUCAGAGUCUCCUGCCACACCUUAAUAGACCUGACGCCACCAGCAGUCGACCAGUGGUAUGUUCGCUCUGAAGAUGGUCCAUGCGAUGGGCUCAAACAGAGUGAGAAGCUCGUUAACUGUGCUUUCAACUGUGGCUGGGCAGACUGUGACAUCCGCUUCAAGCGUAACCUGCUCAUCUUCAUGAUGCGAGCUAUGCAGCCGAUGGAGGUCACUGUCGGGAAGACCUGUAAACUGUCCAAGCAGAUGCUAUUGCAGGUGCUGAAUGGGACGUACGCAUUACUGAACAUGCUUUACAACUUCCACGGCAGUGGUUGA